Fulvia fulva is the source of this 780-nucleotide messenger RNA. RefSeq names its product Ubiquitin-conjugating enzyme E2 1. NCBI's taxonomy places the organism in Eukaryota, Fungi, Ascomycota, Dothideomycetes, Mycosphaerellales, Mycosphaerellaceae. The coding region runs from base 1 to 780 and encodes 259 amino acids. Gene Ontology annotation, molecular function: protein binding. The record is from RefSeq and is a predicted model, not a curated record. The transcript has a single exon.
AUGGCAACCAACCGCAACCGCCGUCUGCAGAAGGAGAUCCAGGAUAUUGUCAAGGAUACACACAGCGGCAUCACUAUCACAGCGAAGGACGGCUCACCUGACAUUACCGACUUCACCCAUCUUAGAGGGCACUUCAAGGGCCCACCUGACACACCAUACGAGAAUGGAGCCUACGAGAUCGACAUCCAAAUAACGCCAGAGUAUCCAUUCAAGCCUCCGGAGAUGCGAUUCCUCACCAAGAUCUGGCAUCCGAAUAUUUCUUCGCAGACCGGAGCUAUAUGCCUCGACACACUCAGGGACGCCUGGAGUCCUGUUCUGACACUCAAAUCAGCUCUGAUCAGCGUACAGAGCUUACUCAACAGCCCGGAGCCGAAAGAUCCACAGGACGCAGAAGUAGCGCGCAUGCUCUUGACAAGGCCCGAGGAGUUCAAGCAUGUUGCGAGAGAGUGGGCAGUGCGGUACGCAGGUGCACCGAAGCCUCCUCCAGGAAGCGGGAAGACUAGCGCUGGUGGCUCGGGCGAGGGUGAUGAAGCAGAAAGUGCGGACAAGAAGAAGCUGGACGACAAGGAAAAGAGACGUAUCGAGCGUCAGCGGAGUCGGGAGGCGUACAAAGGCUACAACCCCCUGAUGAUCGAUCAGUUUGUCAACAUGGGAUUUCCGGUCGACCAGGUCGUGGAUGCAUUCGAGUUUGUGGGCAUCGACAAGAACGGCGGCGAGAACUACGAGCUGGAGGAGGAAUACAUAGGAGAUGUUACCUCUCGGCUAUUUGGCGAGUCGUAG